This is a messenger RNA of Rotaria sp. Silwood2, 1036 nucleotides long. The record is from the annotation of a GenBank genome assembly. Lineage: Eukaryota; Metazoa; Rotifera; Eurotatoria; Philodinida; Philodinidae.
AGAAUUAUAUCUUUUAUCUACACUCUUGACGAAUUAGGUGCACACAAAUUUUCACACUUCUAGCAGCUAUAACGGUUGAGAUUUCAUCUAGAACGGACGGUUUUGUCCAUUAUUCUAAGAAUUAAGUUAUAAAACUUAGCAUAAUUUUACAUUAAGCUAAAUGAUGUAUCCCUAAUCAUAAGUUGUUUGAACAAAAGAAAGAACGUUUUAUGUUUCAACAUUAAAAUGAGUUCGAUCUUAUGCUUCUGGAUUAGUUACUUCUAUAAAUCAAACUCUUACUCAAUUAUUAACAUAUAAUGAUUUAUGGAAAAGUGAUAAACAAAAAUAUACAAGUCGAUUUACUUUAAAAUCUCGUACAUAUUCUGAUUAUGAUGAAAUAAUGAAUUUUUUUUCUAAUAUUUAUUCAAUUGAAUUAUGUUUUAAACAAUUUCAUCAAGCAUUAACAUAUCAUUAUCAAUAUCAUUUUGAAUAUUCACAAACAGAAUCAAAACUUAUACAAACAUUAUUUCCACGUUUAAUAGAACUUGUUGAACAAUCACAUAUUAUAGAACAUCGUUUAAAACUUAUACGUGAACGCUUUCGUGAAAUAAUUCAAUAUGAUAUUGAAUUAUUUCAACGUAUGAUUGAUGAACUUGUUGAUAAAUUUGAUAAAUAUGGUCCAUAUAAAAUUAAUAAUGAUCUUAAUCAAAUAUUUUUACUUGUUAAACAAUAUGAAAAAGAAAUAAAUAAUAUUGAACAACGAAAAAUUGAAUUAAUUAAUAUAAUGAAAUUAUUUCAUAUACCAUUAAUUAAUUAUCCAAAUUUAAUACGUAUUCAAAAAGAAAUAAAUGGUUUAAAUAUUUUAUUUAAUAUUUAUGAUGAAUUCAAACGAAAUAAAAAAUUAUGGUCAAAUAUUCUUUGGACAGAACUUAAUAUUAAUGAUUUAAUUAUUAAUGUUGAUUUAUUUAUUAAAAAUUUUCGUCGUUUAUCGUUAGAUAUUAAAACAACAAUAGUUGGUCAUACAGUUGAACAAUAUUUAACAGGUUAUUUAAUAUAA